Molecule: messenger RNA, 1245 nt
Organism: Papaver somniferum (opium poppy)
Lineage: Eukaryota; Viridiplantae; Streptophyta; Magnoliopsida; Ranunculales; Papaveraceae
Exons: 2
Coding region: 137-892 (251 amino acids)
Source: RefSeq, a predicted model, not a curated record
UGAAGUCAUAGCGUCCUGGAGGAGCGUUGCUUCACACCAUCUCUCUUUCAUCUUCUCUAUAAGUUAACUCUAAACGGAACCCAAGAACCUCAAAUCAAGAGACACCAGUGAGUUUCACCGACGGGGACUUAUCAUCAUGGGAUUCGAAGCAGAACCUGAACCUACCUCGGCACCAAAGCUAUCACUGUUUUCACUACCCAAUCAGUCACCGGAACCAACUGGGAUGUUAACACCACCACUAAGACCACCAGCAUCAGUUCCUUUCCAAUGGGAAGAAGCACCAGGGAAACCUCGAGGAGGCUGCUGCAGAGAAAUUCUUAGUAACGAUGUCGCUAGGUGUUUAGAAUUACCACCAAGGCUAUUAUCAGAGGUUAAGAUUAUUGAGAUACCCUCACCCACAACAGUUUUAGAAGGUCCUUAUAUAACCGGUAGAUCCUCUUCAUUUUCAUCGGCUUCUUUCAGUAAAGAACGUUUUUCCGAUACCGGUCAUAGUAGUAAUAAUAAUAAUAAGGUGAUCGGACAAGGGUAUUUUGGAAACUGGGUGAAGAAGAAUAGUAGUAGUUUCAAGGGAUUUGGAGGACAAAGUGCUGAGGAUAAUAUUGUCAUCUCACGUUCUUCUUCUGUAUCCUCUUCGGUGUUUAUGACUGAAGUUGUUAACGGCGGCGGUGGUGGUGGUGAGAAUUUUACAAAAGUGAAGAUUACACGAUUUAGAAGAAGAGGGAGUUUCUUGAGCCUUUCAAACACAAGCUCCCAACUCUGGGCAAGCAUUUACGGAGCUGUUAAGCAACUGGUCCCAUGGAAAAGGAGGAAGAUCAAUAGACAAUCGAAGAGUAGAGAAGAAGAGGAGGAAGAAGAAGAGUCACGUGACAAGCUCAACUUUACGACCGUUUGAUUAGUCUAUCGUCUGUCAUGUCAUGUCAUGUCAUCAUCCCAUCACUUGCCUGCUAGUUGCUACGAGCUAAUGCUAUAGCCUCUUUUCUUGAAUUUUUGUAAAUGAAAUGCUAGUAUAGAUAAAAACAAAUUUUAUUUUAUUUCUUUUUGUCGUGAAGCAAAAAAUGAUCGGGUGUUGAUUAAUACAUUAUUGUGGGCUUGUGGGUCGGUGUGGGUGGGUUUGUUUGUUUGUCUUUAUUGCGUGCGUUUUUAUGAAGGGUUUAGUCGGUGUUAGUGUGUUACCACUUCUGUAAAGCUUUAUGUAAACUUUUAUUUCUUUUCGGAUAUCAAGAUUUUAGACCGCUUAAUCUUGUA